CCUUCACACCCGCACCUUCGCCAGAGGGGCCGCGGCGGCGUCAUGACGGUGGGUGCCAGGCUCCGGAGCCAGGUGGCGGGCAGCCUCCCGCGCCGCGGGCGCCGGGGCCGGGGGCGCGGGCGGCGGGCGGGGGACGAGGAGCCCAUCGUGGAGCAGCUGGAGCUGGACGACGCGGCGGCGGAGAGCUCCGCGCGCCCGGGGACCCGGAGCGCACGGCGGGUGCACCUGGCCGUCCUCCCCGAGCGCUACGAGCCGCUGGAGGAGCCGGUGCCCGCGGGGCCCGGGGACAAGCCCAAGCGGAGGUACCGGCAGAAGCUGAAGAAGUACGGCAAGAACGUGGGGAAGGCCAUCGCCAAAGGCUGCCACUACGUGGUCCUCGGCCUGCAGGGAUUCGCCGCCGCCUACUCCGCCCCGUUUGCCGUGGCCACCAGCGUGGUGUCCUUCGUCCGCUAGUGGGAGCCGCGGAGGGCCCGGCGCCUGCAGUGGCUGAGCGUUGACCUGUGAACCAGGAGGUCACAGGUCACAGUUCUAUUCCAGGCCUCUGCUCUCGGAGCCCUGCAAACCCAGAGCAUCUCGGACUUGAAGCCACAGAAUACCUGGAGAAAAAAACAGUCUUUGCCGUUUGAAUCGGAUGCGUCAUCAGAAUGGGUCGUCUCUGCCCAUCUGCUGAGCUCUCUCACGCCUCUGUCUUGGACAAUCCCGCAGAGAAGUAGCCUGAUGUUGAUUUGGGGUCGGAGUUAAGUUUGUUCACCCUGGAGCCUGGCGGGGCUGGCUGGUGUGGAGGCACAGCCUUACUCGGUGGGAGCACUGCGGUGACGAUGGGGAGGAAGGACCGUACCCGGAGUGAGAAAAUGUGCUGCAUUCUCCUGGGAAGGUUGCAGGCGGACAGGCGCUCACAGCCCGCGGCAGCCCGGUUUGCUUCUGAAGUCCGCCCCCCCCAUCUCCUCCUCCGCCCUUGCUCACCAGGAGUUUAAUUUCAGGCUUGAGAAGGAGGAAGAGAGGUCUCUUUGAAGGCCACGACACUUUGCAGCGGGGUUGACAAGGCGUCGUGACUGUUUAAAGUAGAUAAACGCUUGUCGUUGUCAGGGUGACAUGGACGUGCAGGGGGGCUGAGGCAAGUUCAGGUGCAGGCUGCGGGGUGGGCAAGGUUGGUGAGGGGGUUUGCUCCUGGGGGCUGGCCAGACGCCCCUGCACACCUGUGGCUGGUGAUGUCCUGCCUCAGGCGCCAGCAGCAUCAGCACCAGCGUCUCUGGGCCAAGCCAUCGGAGGGAGCUCUGUCUUGGGAGCGAGGGAGAUGCUACAUCUGGGAAUGAGAGCGUAGGACGUAGAGAAGGAACCAGGAAGUAGGAGACGGGCGGGGGAAGGAAGUAGAAACAGGACCGGAAGGAGGUUGGAGGAGAGCCGUGGAGAUUCAGGACCCGGAUCUGGGCCUUUGGCUCCAGGAAGGAGCCCGGGGCAGCUUGAUGGCUGCUGAGCGCACGUUGUCUGCCUUGCUGGCAUCCUUGCUCUUCCGCGCUGCCCGCUUUGACCACAUCUCACCUGGACUCUAAGGUCAAGGUGAGCGUGGUCCUGACACCCCCCCAGCGUGACCCAGUGACUGAUGGGUCCCCUGGACAGGGAGGUGGAAGAAAGAGGAGGUCCCUCACCCCAUGCCCUCUGCCAGUUCCCGCCAUCGGCCACUGUCCUUUGUUUCCGGACUCUCUGAAGGUCCAAAGUAGUUAUUGCUGUGGGAUCAGUGGCCACACCUGCCAGUUGCCCCUAGAAGUUUCCAGGCCAUGCAAAGCCCAACCAGGUAGCUCUGUGGAGCGGGGAAGGUGGGAAGACAGACAGAUGGACAGAAAAGGAAACGGGUCGGGGAGAAAGCUGGAGCUGGGAAGCUAAGACUUGGAGGCUCAUGGUGAGGUGAACUUGGAUCCAAUUCCAGCAUCACUGGUGUCUGUGUGGACAACAGGAAACAUCUUGUUCAAGCCCAAAGGAUGAAAGUUGAUCAUGGCUCGUUUUCACACAUGAAGAUAUUACAGCGUGCCUGGCCCCCUGGGAGCUGGGGUGGGGGGGUGGAGUGGGGGGAAGGAUGAUGAACAGGGAAGAAAAAGCAAAGCAGUGUUUAGUGGGAGAGUUGAGCCUGCUGAUCCAGGGAAGGAACAUGGGAGGGAGGGAGGGAGGAAGGGAAGGAGGGAGGGAGGGAGGGCUGGGUUGCUGGGAGUGGUCCAGGGAUGCUGAGCAGCCCCUGAGACGCCCUCUGGGUCCCCGGGGAAAUGGAACUGAAAGGUGACCCCAGGAAGGACAAGAGCUACGGAGGCCUGUGCUGUGCGGGAAGACCUUCCCCACCUUGCGCCCCCACCCCACCCCCCACCCUACCCCGCCGCCCCCAUUUUAGAGACACUAUCAGGCCAAGUUCAUUUGGCUCUGGACUUCGGGAAGUCUGGUUAAGAAUUAACCCAGGCAUUCCAAAAGUCGGAACCUCGCAGGGACUGUGCCCGGCGCCAGGUUCCUGGGUCAGAGGAUGAACUUCAGACUCGCUCAGCCCGAGUUCUCCUGACUCCCCGAGGGGCCGCCCACGACCUUUUAGGCCUUUUCUUUCUCUCCAGUUUCUUUCAAAUAUCCGGGCCCGCACCCCACUGAGAAUGGGGUGUCAGAGCUUUUGUCCUACAUGUUUGACCUCCAAGGCUUCUUUUGUAUCCUGAUCCCGGCCGAUUAUGUAAAUAAAAAA
Eptesicus fuscus (big brown bat) is the source of this 2710-nucleotide messenger RNA. RefSeq names its product chromosome 24 C1orf115 homolog (gene C24H1orf115). NCBI's taxonomy places the organism in Eukaryota, Metazoa, Chordata, Mammalia, Chiroptera, Vespertilionidae. The coding region runs from base 43 to 453 and encodes 136 amino acids. The transcript is spliced from 2 exons. The record is from RefSeq and is a predicted model, not a curated record.